GUCUUGUUAACAAAGGGACACAACGGUCCCAGGGUUCCUUCUUCUUUCCAAUCAAGAGCUCAGGGUGGGAGUGUGCUGGGGAUGCUUUGGGGGUCUCAAGCUCCCAGCUCCCAAAGGCCCCUGCCUCUGUGCCCUCUGAGGUCUGUCCAGAUGGGAGCUGGCUCCUUCAGAAAGGGGGCUCAGAACAGGGUGUGGGGAGCUAUCUCUCUCUGUCUCCCCCCACCACAUCUGCCUACAGGGCUGGGAGCCCCCACGAGCCAGUGGUCCUGAGCCUUCUGAAGUUAGGAUUCUGCCUGGCGGCGGGGAUCCUGACAUCAAGGAUGGGACACCCCAGCUGGAGGUUCCUGGGGCCUGGCCCCCAACACUAUGAGGAGUCUUUGCUGAGGCCAUGAGGGGUUACCAUGGCGACCGAGGCAGCCAUCCCCGCCCAGCCCGCUUUGCUGACCAACAGCAUAUGGACGUGGGCCCAGCUGCCAGGGCCCCGUACCUGCUGGGCUCCAGGGAGGCCUUCUCCACUGAGCCCCGCUUCUGUGCCCCGAGAGCCGGCCUGGGGCACCUUUCUCCUGAAGGACCCCAGAGCCUGAGUGAGGGGCCAUCGGUAGGCCCUGAGGGAGGGCCAGGGGGGCCUGGGGUUGGGGGGGGCAGCAGCACCUUCCCCAGGAUGUACCCUGGCCAGGGUCCUUUUGACACCUGUGAAGACUGUGUGGGCCACCCACAGGGCAAGGGUGCCCCCCGCCUGCCUCCUACCCUCCUGGAUCAGUUUGAGAAGCAGUUGCCAGUUCAGCAAGAUGGCUUCCACACGCUGCCAUACCAGCGAGGGCCAGCAGGGGCGGGGCCUGGGCCAGGGCCGGGGUCUGGCGCUGCCCCUGAGCCCCGCAGCGAGAGUCCCAGCCGCAUCCGGCACUUGGUUCACUCUGUGCAGAAGCUCUUCGCCAAGUCCCACUCUCUGGAGGCUCCGGGGAAGCGGGACUACAAUGGGCCGAAGGCUGAGGGAAGAGGUGGCUCUGGAGACAGCUAUCCUGGCCCGGGCUCUGGAGGCCCCCACUCCUCCCACCACCACCACCACCAUCACCAUCACCACCACCACCAGUCCCGGCACGGCAAGAGGAGCAAGAGCAAGGACCGCAAGGGAGAUGGGCGGCACCAGGCUAAGUCCACGGGCUGGUGGAGCUCCGAUGACAACUUGGACAGUGAUAGCGGCUUCCUGGCGGGUGGGAGGCCCCCUGGGGAUCCUGGUGGUCCCUUCUGUCUGGAGGCUCCAGAUGGGUCCUACCGAGACUUGAGCUUCAAGGGGCGCUCGGGGGGGUCAGAAGGUCGCUGCCUUGCCUGCACUGGCAUGUCCAUGUCACUGGAUGGACAGUCGGUCAAGCGAAGUGCCUGGCAUACCAUGAUGGUCAGCCAGGGCCGGGAUGGAUACCCAGGGGCUGGGCCAGGCAAGGGGCUCCUGGGUCCGGAGGCCAAGGCCAAAGCCAGGACUUAUCACUAUCUGCAGGUGCCGCAAGAUGACUGGGGGGGUUACCCCACUGGUGGCAAGGAUGGGGAGAUCCCCUGCCGUAGGAUGCGAAGCGGCAGCUACAUCAAAGCCAUGGGGGAUGAGGAGAGUGGAGACUCAGACGGCAGCCCCAAGACAUCUCCCAAAGCAGUGGCCCGACGCUUCACUUCCCGCCGCUCCUCCAGCGUGGACCAGGCUAGGAUCAACUGCUGUGUCCCUCCCCGGAUCCACCCCCGGAGCUCCAUCCCUGGCUAUACCCGUUCCCUCACCACCGGACAGCUCAGCGAGGAGUUGAACCAGCAGCUGGAGGCCGUGUGCGGGUCCGUGUUAGGGGAGCUCGAGUCCCAGGCCGUGGACGCCCUGGACCUGCCCGGCUGUUUCCGCAUGCGGAGCCACAGCUACCUCCGGGCCAUUCAGGCCGGCUGCUCUCAAGACGACGACUGCCUGCCCCUCCUUGCUGCCCCUGCCUCUGUCUCAGGGAGGCCCGGCUCCUCCUUCAACUUCAGAAAGGCCCCGCCCCCCAUCCCGCCGGGAAGCCAGGCCCCGCCCCGCAUCUCCAUCACGGCCCAGAGCAGCACCGACUCCGCGCACGAGAGCUUCUCCGCGGCCGAGGGCCCCGCCCGGCGCUGCAGCUCCGCCGACGGGCUGGACGGCCCCGCCAUGGGCGCGCGCACCCUGGAGUUGGCGCCGGUGCCGCCCCGGGCCAGCCCCAAGCCCCCCACACUCAUCAUCAAGACCAUCCCCGGCAGGGAGGAGCUGCGGAGCCUGGCGCGGCAGCGGAAGUGGCGGCCGUCCAUUGGGGUGCAGGUGGAGACUAUCUCGGACUCUGACACCGAGAACAGGAGCCGAAGAGAGUUCCACUCCAUCGGCGUGCAGGUGGAAGAGGACAAGAGGCGUGCGAGGUUCAAGCGCUCCAACAGCGUGACAGCUGGCGUGCAGGCAGACCUGGAGCUGGAGGGCCUGGCAGGCCUAGCCACGGUGGCCACAGAAGACAAGGCCCUGCAGUUUGGACGCUCCUUCCAGAGGCACGCCUCUGAGCCCCAGCCUGGGCCCCGGGCCCCCACCUACUCAGUCUUCCGCACGGUCCACACGCAGGGCCAAUGGGCCUACCGCGAGGGCUACCCACUGCCGUAUGAGCCGCCGGCCACCGAUGGGGCGCCCGGCCCCGUCCCCGCCCCCACCCCUGGCCCCGGGGCCGGCCGCCGUGACUCCUGGAUCGAGCGCGGUUCACGCAGCCUCCCCGACUCAGGCCGCACGUCCCCCUGCCCACGGGACGGCGAGUGGUUCAUCAAGAUGCUGCGGGCAGAGGUGGAGAAGCUGGAGCACUGGUGCCAGCAGAUGGAGCGCGAGGCGGAGGACUAUGAGCUGCCCGAGGAGAUCCUGGAGAAGAUCCGCAGUGCUGUGGGCAGCACACAACUUCUCCUAUCCCAGAAGGUUCAGCAGUUCUUCCGGCUGUGUCAGCAAAGCAUGGACCCCACUGCGUUCCCCGUGCCCACCUUCCAGGACCUGGCGGGUUUCUGGGACCUCCUGCAGCUCUCCAUCGAGGAUGUCACCCUCAAGUUCCUGGAGCUACAGCAACUCAAGGCCAACAGCUGGAAACUCCUGGAACCUAAGGAGGAGAAGAAGGUCCCUCCGCCGAUACCAAAGAAGCCCUUGCGGGGACGGGGCGUGCCGGUGAAGGAGCGCUCCCUGGACUCCGUGGACCGGCAUCCUCCCAGGGUUCCCCCAGAGAGGGAAGCACAGAGCUCUCGGGGCGCACCGUAA
Molecule: messenger RNA, 3256 nt
Organism: Carlito syrichta (Philippine tarsier)
Lineage: Eukaryota; Metazoa; Chordata; Mammalia; Primates; Tarsiidae
Gene: DLGAP3
Product: DLG associated protein 3
Exons: 14
Coding region: 389-3256 (955 amino acids)
Biological process (GO): signaling
Cellular component (GO): postsynaptic specialization; glutamatergic synapse
Molecular function (GO): molecular adaptor activity
Source: RefSeq, a predicted model, not a curated record